GGAUGGCCGGAUAUCGCGACGCUCAUGCAAAAAGAUACAUUCUUCACGAUAUUUAUAAAAACGGAACUGGAGGAACCGGUGAAAACGGCGCUAUGCGAUCUUUGGCUAAACUUAGAACAGGCACCUACUGUAUCGCAGCGCACGGAGGACACUUACACGUCCUCCACACCUGCGACUACAACAACAGCACAUGUAGGUGCUACCUCACCAAGGUCCUCCGGGGCCGUUUCGGAAAAUGGUUGGCUCGCAAAUGCUCUAGCACACGAAACUUGUCAAUCCAAAGAUGGCGUGCUUUCGCAAUUUAUAUGUCACCAGGAACACGGUCAAUCCUUAAAAUUAACAACUCAGGGGGAAAUUGGCUUCGAGGUGGCCAAAAUCGAGCUAUACCCCUUUACGGAGGUGGUCAACGAAGAUCGGCUGAACUGGUGGAGGGUGGCCCGGACCAGAGCUCUCAUCCACUUCAAUGGACCUCCAGACCCGGAUCUACUGGCGAUAAAACGCAUUUUGGACAAGAAGGCGAGAGAGAUUGCGGAAAUGGAGGGGACGGAGAAGAAGGUUGUCAGAGCGGCGUCAGCAGGGGAACGCAAAGGUCCCACAAAGGGGAGCAGAUCCUAG
Messenger RNA from Bemisia tabaci, 615 nucleotides. The record is from RefSeq and is a predicted model, not a curated record. NCBI's taxonomy places the organism in Eukaryota, Metazoa, Arthropoda, Insecta, Hemiptera, Aleyrodidae.